Cherax quadricarinatus is the source of this 1427-nucleotide messenger RNA. NCBI's taxonomy places the organism in Eukaryota, Metazoa, Arthropoda, Malacostraca, Decapoda, Parastacidae. The record is from RefSeq and is a predicted model, not a curated record.
AUGGACAGGAUCCACGACCGUCUGGUGGAGGCAGGACUAGUUAACUACUGGCUGAAGGAGCUCUUUGACUCCUCCACGAAGAAAGCUAGAGAUGAGAAGAGAGAGGAAGAGAGGAGGAUGGGUACUGCAGGUGACGGAGCAGCCUCACUCCCGUCAGAAGUCCAGAGAGCAAGUCAGAGCGGAGACGGGGCGGUGGUGUUAAACUUGAACCACCUGCAAGGUGCCUUCUACAUCCUCCUGUUGGGCUACAGCUCCGCAUUUCUGGUCCUCCUGACGGAGAAAGCCCUCUCUGGCGACCCUACCAGCACAACCUAAUAUCGUCUGCCAAGCUCAUUUACUACAUCUAUACACAUCUAUAGAAACAAAACGAUGUAUAUUCUAACCUGCACCAUCAUCAUACUUAUCUUUCAACAUGACGGCACUUCCCUAUCUAUAUAAAUCUGUAACUUUGCAUUAACACAUAACUGUGUACAUUAAAACCGCCAUAAUUAUCAGAAUUUCGUUAACAUGGUGACCUUGACGAAGAUAAUUAUUGGCGUAUGAAAUGCCAUUGUGGGUUUGAGGAAUGUGUUACUCUGUGGUAAACAAAAUCAUUCUUGUAUCACCUUGGGAAGCAUUUCACCAGUUUAACCUCACCAGCUGUAUCUCACCAGUUGUGCCUCACCAGCUGUUUUACCAGCUGUGCCUCACUAGUCAACGCAGGGGUUUACACUAUACCCUGUGGAGGCUGUGACAGGAUUUAUGUAGGUGAAACGGCAUGAAACCUCGAAACACGCCUCAAUGAACACAUUAAUGAUUGUAGGAACGAUAACAUGAACAACGCCUGCAUACAACACCGAAAUUCCACCAAUCACCACAUGAAAUUCCGAGACGCCCAAUUAGUGAUCAAAAUAACUAAUUUCCGCAGACGCAAGUGCCUUGAAUCAGCAUUAAUCGCUGUUUCUAAUACAGUUAAACAAAACAAAGGCAGCUUCACCAUCUCUUAAGUCUUAGCAAGAAUCCUCCUGAAAACAGUAAACCCUGCCAUCACGUAGUCUCUCCUGUUAAUACUACACAAGCAUAUUACAGAGGAGUAACACUGAAACAGACCUUCUCUAAUCCAGCCUCCUACAGAAAUAUUUGUCUAACCUAUUUUUAUGUUACCCAAGUAAUGGCUUUUAUAACCUUUUACUCAUGUGCAUUACUCAUGUGUAUUACUACUACUACUACAACUAGUAUAACUACUACUGUUACUACUACUACUAUUACUACUACUACCAGUAGUAUUACACCUCACUAUAUACACCCUGUGUGUCCAUGUACUGUUUGUAACGGCUUGACAAAGCUCCUGGAGAGCGAAACGUUGCCACAAUAAAAUGUCACAUUAGUUGCACUUCUGUCCUUUUACUUAACAUAAUGUCAGUAAUUCUACCAGUAUUAAUACAAUC